AUGAUUUUUGAUACAAUAAUAGCUAGAGCAAAUGAUGGGUUAUUGCUUUGCGAAGUACAAUCAAAUGAAAAAGUCUAAUUAAGCUUGGAAUUGAAAAGAUAGAUAAAAUUAGUAUUGAAACGUGGCAGUUUAUCAAUGGAUGUAUAGUUUCGAUAAUUGGAUUCCCAAUAAAGCAAUGUAAAGGCGGUUUAUAAGACUUCCAAUGGAGUUUGUUAUAUUGUCUUUUAUGAUCCUAGUUUUAAUCUGGCUUGCUGCUAUCUUGAUGAAAUUGAAAAAGGGUUCUAAGAUGAAUUACAAAUCAGAUAUGGGACCUCUAAUGUUAAUUAUAGAUCUAAAUUAGAGACUAUUGAAAGCAACGAUUCAUAUUGUUUUUAAUAAUUUGAAAGGUUUAUAAAAAAGAAGAAAUAAGAAUUCUAAGAUUAAUCAUCAUCCAAGAAUCUGGAAAGAUUGAAAACUGAAAUGACAGACCUCAAAAAAAUAAUGAAUGAAAACGUCAAAUUGCUCUUUGAUAGAGAUGAGAAAUUGCAAGACAUGAACGAGAAGGCCAAAUCUUUGAAGGAAGACUCUAAAUUAUUCAAGGACAAAGCUGCAGAAUUGGAAUGGUCUAUUUGGUUUAAGAAAAAUUCUGUUUGGUUUAUUUUUGCAGGAUUCCUAUUGGUCUUCGUAAUUUUUAAAAUUUAUUGA
This is a messenger RNA of Paramecium tetraurelia, 684 nucleotides long. RefSeq lists its product as uncharacterized. The transcript is spliced from 7 exons. Gene Ontology annotation, cellular component: SNARE complex; Golgi membrane; endoplasmic reticulum-Golgi intermediate compartment. Gene Ontology annotation, biological process: vesicle fusion with Golgi apparatus; endoplasmic reticulum to Golgi vesicle-mediated transport; retrograde vesicle-mediated transport, Golgi to endoplasmic reticulum. The record is from RefSeq and is a predicted model, not a curated record. NCBI's taxonomy places the organism in Eukaryota, Ciliophora, Oligohymenophorea, Peniculida, Parameciidae. Gene Ontology annotation, molecular function: SNAP receptor activity.